AUGUCGUUUCAGCCGUCCUCCACUACGGAAGCCACGCUUCCCGGCACCGCCAGCAGCGACCUGCCACGACCACCUGUCAAUGUGACGACCGCAGAUGCUACUGCUCCACGAGCUCCUGCGGUCGAGACCGCUGGUAGUUUACAGCCGACCGCCACCCAUACAUUGUUUAACCUCAAAAGGAAGGGGAAACGCUCUCGAAGUUCCACUUUUUCAACUGCCUUUUCCAAAGAUGGAACGGAGAAGGAUACCAUUCUCUCUGUCGAUAUCAGUUCCUCACAACCUCCCGACUCCCAAAACUUGAAUCAAAAAUAUUCACGAAAGCAACUAAAAAAGAAAGGAAUCUACAAGCGAUUAUUUAGGUCCAAGAACGAUAAAAGCCAAAGAAUCCAAGGUUUAUCAGAGCCAGACCGUCCAAUAUCUGUCGAUAAUCCGUCGAUAUUUGCAUGCUUCAUGGAGUCCUCGCCUACUGCCAUGUUGCGGGCUUUGGUCCCUCGUCUACCCCUCAUGGGCAAGACGGUUGCUUGGCACGCUCUGGGUCUCUCACAAACGUCGCCCUACUGGGACCUCAAAACUGAGCUGCUGAUAACCAUGAUUCGAUCGUUUGUUGCCCGUCCAACUCCAGAUCCGCUAUCCAAAUCUCAGCAUGUCUCUCUUAAAGAUCCCGGUAUCAAAGGUCGCAUGUGGAUUUCUAAAAAUGUGGUUCCAGCGCCAACUGGCCCAGAAACUCGUCAGUACGUCAUCGAGGCUAUCGACUCUCUCAUCACCGGCGAGAAAUUCGACUGGUUGAAGCCUGAACUCCCAGCUGCGUCUGGAGAAUGGACCGGUUAUCGCGCAAAUGUUCCAAAGGAAGCUCCUCAGUUAGAUAUCCCAGAGGAGGAAAAAUACACGAAAAUGAUGGAAGAGGUGACAUCUCCAAUUACUGUCUACUACAUCCAUGGCGGUGCAAUGUAUUUGAUGGAUCCGGCGACACAUCGUCCGACUUGUGCCAGGAUCGCCAAGGAAACCAACGGUCGAGUCUUUUCGUUCAGAUAUAGACUUGCACCACAACAUCCAUUCCCUUCUGCGUUAAUGGACUGUUUCAUGGGAUAUCUAUAUCUCUUGUAUCCGCCUCCAGGUGCCUUGCACACACCGGUCGACCCUAAGAAUAUUGUCAUCUGUGGCGACAGCGCAGGUGGGAACCUUUCAGCAGCUUUGAUCGCUUUGAUCCUUACUAUUCGAAAACUUCACCCUUCCGGUAUCACACACAAUGGCCAAUCGGUCCCUCUACCCUUGCCUGCAGGAAUAGGUCUCAACAGUCCAUGGGUAGAUACAACCCACUGCCUCCCAUCCGUAGUCACAAACAAGGAGUUUGACUACAUCCCGUCUCCAAGCAUCUACCCCUCCGAUGGUCCGAUUUUCCCGAAGUGCGACAUCUGGCCACCAACUCCACCGCGAAAGGCCAUUUAUGUCGAGGACAAACUUCGCUUGCAUCCAUUCGUCAAUCCCAUGAUAUUUGAGGGAUGGGCGGGAGCCCCACCGGUGUUGGUUAUGUGUGGACAAGAGCUUUUGGCAGAUGAGUGUAAAUUCUUCGCGAAGAUAUUACAUAGUCGAGGAGUUACUGUUCAGUUUGAAGAGUAUGAAGCUAUGCCGCAUUGUUUUGCGCAGUUGAUGGAUUGGGUUCCUGUUACUGCGAAGUGCUUUAAGACUUGGAGUGGGUUUAUCAAGGAUGCUGUUAAUGACGAGGUUAAGGAGAGUAAAGCGAGGAAGACGGCUGCAAAGUCAUUGGAGGAGACGGAGAUCUCGUUGGAAGAGGUUAGUCCGUAUACCUUUGAUGAGGUUGUUGAAAGGAUGAAGGGGAGUUUGGAGCAUGGUAAUGAUUUUCACAAAAUGGGAGCGCAGUUGGCGAAGCUUUGA
Orbilia oligospora ATCC 24927 is the source of this 1893-nucleotide messenger RNA. RefSeq lists its product as uncharacterized. The coding region runs from base 1 to 1893 and encodes 630 amino acids. Gene Ontology annotation, molecular function: hydrolase activity. The record is from RefSeq and is a predicted model, not a curated record. NCBI's taxonomy places the organism in Eukaryota, Fungi, Ascomycota, Orbiliomycetes, Orbiliales, Orbiliaceae. The transcript has a single exon.